This is a messenger RNA of Dromiciops gliroides (monito del monte), 1964 nucleotides long. It is a transcript of the gene SGCG, whose product is annotated as sarcoglycan gamma. The record is from RefSeq and is a predicted model, not a curated record. The transcript has 8 exons. Bases 439 to 1380 code for a protein of 313 amino acids. NCBI's taxonomy places the organism in Eukaryota, Metazoa, Chordata, Mammalia, Microbiotheria, Microbiotheriidae. Gene Ontology annotation, biological process: heart contraction; cardiac muscle tissue development. Gene Ontology annotation, cellular component: sarcolemma; sarcoglycan complex.
CAACCCUCGGCAGCCCGGGGCUGUGGGCACAGGUGUCAGUCCCGCUGGCGGAGCUCCCGGCUGCGAAGGGCGGGAUGCUCCAGAGCAGUGCUAAGACGCACUUAGUGCGCCCGGUGAGGGCGCGCGGCCCCCCAUCCUAGUAGCUCGUCCAACUUCCUCGAAGGACACUAACCCUCCCCACGCUGCGCCCGCGGAAGAGAGAACCGAGGUGUGCACCCUAGCUGUAGGGGGAAUGUGGGGAGCCCAGGCUCUGGGGAGCUGCUCCCACGCCGGGGACUGGAGCUUCUCUCCCGCCUCCGAGGGCUGGAGCUGCUUCCGUGAUCACUGAGUGGAAAACUGGGGCUCCGCAAGGGGAGGCGAGAGCCCCGGCUGGAGAAGGUGCUAAAAGGAACUGAAUGAAGCUUUGCGCAGCCGAAUGGGUGUCUGAUCCCAUCUGGAAUGAAGCGAGAUGCAGUGAAUGAUUCCUCUCCAGGACCCCGAGAAGUGCUUCAGCAGAUGGUACGUGAACAGUACACUACCACAACACAAGGCACGAGCCUAGAGAGGCCAGAGAACCAGUAUGUCUACAAAAUUGGCAUUUAUGGCUGGAGGAAGCGCUGCCUCUACCUGUUUGUCCUUCUUCUGCUCAUCAUCCUAGUUGUGAAUUUUGCUCUGACGAUUUGGAUUCUUAAAGUCAUGUGGUUUUCUCCAACUGGAAUGGGGCACUUGCGUGUUACAAAAGAUGGCCUCCGUCUGGAAGGGGAGUCUGAAUUUUUAUUCCCACUAUAUGCCAAAGAAAUUCACUCCAGGCUGGAUUCAUCUCUACUUCUACAAUCUACACAAAAUGUGACUGUCAAUGCUCGAAAUUCCGAAGGAGAGGUCACAGGCAGAUUAAAAGUUGGUCCCAAAAUGGUAGAAGUCCACAGUCAACAAUUCCAGAUCAACUCCAAAGAUGGCCGGCCUCUGUUUACAGUUGAUGAAAAGGAAGUUGUGGUUGGUACAGAUAAACUUCGAGUAACAGGGCCUGAAGGAGCUCUUUUUGAGCACUCAGUAGAAACACCACUUGUCAGAGCAGACCCAUUUCAAGACCUCAGGCUAGAAUCCCCCACGAGGAGCCUAAGUAUGGAUGCACCAAGAGGGGUCCAUAUUAAAGCAAAUUCUGGGAAGAUUGAAGCUCUCUCUCAAAUGGACAUCAAAUUACACAGUAGUGAUGGCAUGCUUGUGUUGGAUGCUGCCACCGUGUGUCUGCCUAAAUUGGUUCAGGGGACUCGGGGACACUCUGGCAGCUCUCAGAGACUCUAUGAAAUCUGUGUGUGCCCAGAUGGAAAGCUUUACCUGUCAGUGGCUGGAGUGGGUUCCACCUGUCAAGAAAACAGUAGUGUCUGUCAAAAGAGCACCUGAACAUGUCAUCGAGUUGUCAAGGCACAUCUCUGUGAGCUUGACAAUUCUCAAUAAAUAAUUAUCCUGGAUUAUGAGGCUUCAGAGCUGGAAUGUGUAUCCUGCCUCUGGGACUUUAUGAAGCACGGACACAUACACACACACACACACACACACACACACACACACACACACACACACACACUCGAACUUUUUUAACUGAACUCAGAAUAACUGCCAGUGAAAGUGUAUGGAUGGGGGCAGCUAGGUGGCACAGUGGAUAAAGCACCGGCCCUGGAUUCAGGAGUACCUGAGUUGAAAUCCGGCCUCAGACACUUGACACUUACUAGCUGUGUGACCCUGGUCAAGUCACUUAACCCCCAUUGUCCCACAAAAAAAAAAGUAUGGCUGAAACUCUGUGUUCUAGAGGUGGCGUCAAGACUUGAGCCAAAGGAUACAUUUAAGAAAAAUGAAAAGAAUUUCUUUGCAACAUUGAACUGUUUAAUUUCCAUUAGAAUGAAGAGUGAAUUGUGAAUAUUUCCUUGUUUUCCCCCUUCUCUGAAUACUUGUAAAUACACAAUGAAAUGGUACAUCACUGUGUGGAAUUC